CCGGCAGCCCGUAGCGACCAGCGGCAGCGGCGGCUGAGGAGCGUCGGGGAUGCGGCUGGGAGCGGGGCUGCGGCUGCGAUGGGUGCGAUGGCUGCUGCUGCCGGCCGUGCUGGCGGCUCUGUGCUGCUCCGCGGCCGGGAGCGGCGGGCGGCGGCGGGCGGCCAGCCUGGGAGAGAUGCUGCGGGAGGUGGAGGAGCUGAUGGAGGACACGCAGCACAAGCUGCACAACGCCGUGCAGGAGAUGGAAGCUGAAGAAGAAGGGGCAAAAAAAUUAUCAGAAGUAAACUUGGAAAACUUACCUCCCACCUACCAUAAUGAGUCCAACACAGAAACCAGAAUUGGCAAUAAAACUGUACAGACUCAUCAAGAAAUUGAUAAGGUUACAGAUAACAGAACUGGAUCAACAUUUUUUUCUGAGACAAUUAUUACAUCCAUAAAGGAUGGAGAAAACAAAAGAAAUCAUGAAUGCAUCAUUGAUGAAGACUGUGACACAGGAAAAUAUUGCCAGUUCUCCACCUUUGAGUACAAGUGUCAGCCCUGUAAAACCCAGCAUACGCAUUGCUCACGGGAUGUUGAAUGCUGCGGAGACCAGCUUUGUGUUUGGGGUGAGUGCAAGAAAGCCACUUCAAGAGGAGAAAAUGGUACCAUCUGUGAGAACCAACACGACUGCAACCCAGGAACUUGCUGUGCUUUUCAGAAAGAACUGCUGUUUCCUGUGUGCACUCCAUUACCGAAAGAAGGUGAACCUUGCCAUGAUCCUUCGAACAGACUUCUCAACCUGAUCACCUGGGAACUGGAACCUGACGGAGUACUAGAGCGAUGCCCAUGUGCAAGUGGCUUGAUCUGCCAACCUCAGAGCAGCCACAGUACUACAUCUGUGUGUCAACUGUCCUCCAAUGAAACCAGAAAUAAUGAAAAAGAAGAACACUUAACCAUGGAUGAGAUGCCAUUCAUCGGUUUAAUGACCAGAGAUAUUCUUUCUGAUUACAAAGAAAGCAGCGUCAUUGAGGAAGUGCAGAAAGAAUUAGAAAGGCUGGAGGACCAAGCAGGUGUGAAGUCUGAGCAUGACCCAGCUCAUGACCCAUUGCUGGGAGGUGAAAUAUGAUGUUCAAGCACCAGACAGUUUAGUUAGUUCUAGAAACUUCUGUCUAGUGUCUCGCUUACAUGAAUCCUUAACAGAUACUGCUGGAUAGAAGUGCAAUAAACAUCUUCAUUGAGCAUCUGUUUUCGUGCACCAAACCUGCAUGUUCAAAUCAAUGUUGAAUUCACUCAAUCUUUGGACCAAACCUCCCAUCAAAGACAAAUAAGAAAGGUAUCGGUGUUCCCUCUGGAUUAAUACUUUCCCUUGUACAGCAGAAAUAAACGUAUUUACUUGUACUCAUUAAAAACCACAUUAAGCAUA
Messenger RNA from Coturnix japonica (Japanese quail), 1402 nucleotides. It is a transcript of the gene DKK3, whose product is annotated as dickkopf Wnt signaling pathway inhibitor 3. The record is from RefSeq and is a predicted model, not a curated record. Gene Ontology annotation, molecular function: co-receptor binding; receptor antagonist activity. Gene Ontology annotation, cellular component: extracellular region. Lineage: Eukaryota; Metazoa; Chordata; Aves; Galliformes; Phasianidae. Gene Ontology annotation, biological process: negative regulation of canonical Wnt signaling pathway; multicellular organism development.